UAAGCCAGUCUUAUGCUUUGCACCUGUUACCUACCCCCCUUUUGCGCCCCUGCUGCCCACAAGGGGGCAGAUUUUAUUCCAGCGUCCCAUCAUGAAUUCAGUGGAAAACUUUUAUCAGAGCUGGAGACACCAGAGGAGCGCAAAACUUCAUCUGACUUGAGAUUCAAACUCUCUCUCUUCAACAUCAGAUCAUAACCCGGAGCUCAUCGCGUUAUUUUAACAACUAACCCACUGUAUUACUAUCACAUAAUGAUGUUUAGUUUAUUAUUUUGUCUGGUUUUAUUCGUUGGGUCAGUGCAGUCGGAUAAGCCGCGCGCACUGGAGAUGAGUCUGAUGGAGUCUUCCUCGCCCUCACUGGGUCACACGAGCUCCUCAUCAGCCCAUCAUCAUCAUCAUCAUCACAGAGAGGAAGAUAGUGAAGAUCUCACGACACGAGCGCAUCACUUCCAGAGAGUCCCACGCGGCUCAAAGCAGAAAGACCGACACGGCCAUCGACAACCGAGACCCCAUCCCGACCCGGACGGGUUCUUCACAACACCCAGAACUUUCAACGGGUCGCUGCGCGUGCACAACCCGUUAUACCCCCUGACGGAGGAGUCGUACAGCGCGUACGCGGUGAUGCUGCUGGCGCUUAUCGUGUUCUCUGUGGGUAUCGUGGGGAAUCUCGCGCUCAUGUGUAUCGUGUGGCACAAUUAUUACCUGAAGAACACGUGGAACUGUGUGCUGGCCAGUCUGGCCUUGUGGGACUUCAUGGUUCUGUUCUUCUGUCUGCCUGUGGUGAUCUUCAAUGAGCUGACCAAGAGAAGACUCAUGGGUGAUCUCUCAUGCAGAAUAGUGCCAUACGUAGAGGUGACAUCACUCGGUGUGACCACGUUCUCUCUGUGCGCUCUCAGCAUCGAUCGUUUCCACACGGUGACCAGCAUCCAGCCCCGUCCACGGCAGAUCGAGCCUUGUCAGUCUAUCCUGGCCAAACUAUCUGUGAUCUGGAUCGGGUCUAUGGUCCUGGCGGCUCCAGAGCUGCUGAUGUGGCAGCUGGUACAGGAAGUUUCUCCUCGGACGGGUCUUCCGGUGGAUUCCUGCAGUCAAGAGCCGUCUACGAACCUACCUGAGAUGCUGUACUCGCUCGUGCUGACGUACCAUCAGGCCAGAAUGUGGUGGACCUUCGGCUGUUUCUUCUGUUUGCCUUUGCUCUUCACCGCCGCCUGUCAACUGCUCACACGACACGUGACGGAUGAAAACGCCAAAACCAAACAGGCCCGACCAUCAUCAACCUCCUCUUCAUCCACAUCAUCGUCUUCAUCUCCUAAAAAACAGCAGCAGCGACGCGAGCGCCAGAUGAUGCAUACGGUAGUGACGUUGGCGGUCGUGUACGCCGUGUGCAGUUUACCAGAAAACGCUUGGAAUAUCGUGCUAGCGUCCGCAGGCAUCGAAGUGGGCGUGGCCACGCGGGCGUUACUGGCUCUCAUUGGUCAGUUCCUGUUGUUUGUGCGAGCAGGUGCCACGCCCGUUUUGCUGUUGUGCCUUUGUCGAUCUCUUGGACGAGGUUUCAUGGACUGUUGCUGCUGUUGUUGCGAUGAAUGCAUGCCUGACCCAUCUUCUUCAUCAACAGCAUCAUCUGGUACCACCAACGCUACGACUGUCUCAUCCUUGCCUUCGUCUCCUGUAUCCGUCAGGGAGGAUAAGCUAAAGAUAGUUUCAGGGGCAAUGUUUUUUGAUAAAGUUAAGGACGGUCCUGCUGAGCUGAUCAUCGGUACACCAUGCUGAAAGCGCCAGAACUUUUCUUCUGUUCAGAAUCUGCUGGGCUCCAGCACUGAAACAGUGAUCAUUUAUCCAAACUGUGAAUGAUUUAAGCUUCACAGUUUACAUUGUGAUGGAAUAGUUCACCCACUUCUGUGGAAAAUCAUUAUUAGUUUGGAUGCAACAAUGUAUUGGCCUAUAAUUGGUAGAUAAACGCAAUUUUCGGAUGUCGAAUUGGGUCACAAAGACAACAGAAUUGAAGUUUGUAUGCUCUGCACUUCUAAGAUUUUAGAGCAUAAUAAUUUGAACUAAGAGUAAAAGAAAAACUAUCAGUAUGUGUCAGUAUUGGUAAAUGACAUUCUAAUGGUGCGUUCACACCAGACGCAAAUGAAGCGAAUAAAUUGCGCUCUUCACACGUAAUUGGACACUUGAACAUUUUGCGUCAUUUGGGCAUGAAAUUCAGAUGCAAAUAUGUCUAUGCUAUUUUUGCAUUGACUUAAAACGUAAAUCUUAGCUAACGCUUCAUUCUCAUCUGGUGUGAAUGCUUCAUGUCAAUGUAUGUCAAUUUUAAUAUCCAUAAAUGUAUGUACAGCAAAUCACUUUAAAUGUCAUUUUUUUGUGUAAUAUAAGGUAGACGUUUAUUUCUGGUUAUACCACAGGUCUGUUGAAUGCUUUAUUUGAUUGGUUGAGAAAUGUUCCACAGGUGUUGAUUAUUUUUCUAUAAACGCACACCUAACCUGUCAAAUGUCUUAUAAUAACCACCAGAGAAAUGUCUGUUGUAACCGUGGUAUAAGAAGAAUAAUUGACUCCUGUCCUUUGAAUUAUUCGACAAUAACGCACACCCAUUGCGUAACUCCGCAUGUGCCGCAUUACCACCUUGGCUAUGCAUUAUUUUCUAAUAAUUCAACGGCCCGUUGUCAGUUAUUCCUUAUGUAAAGUAUUUUAAAUGUCCAUGUUUAUAAUAAAUACAAAGCUUUGUAUUUUAUACGAAUACAUAAACUCAACAAUUGUAACCAGGUGUAAAUGUAUUUGUUUUGUAUUAAUAACUAAUAGUUUGUUUAUGUGUAAAUAUUUUACUGCUGGAUGGAAAGUCAAGCAAACUUGAAAACAUUUCAAUGCAUUUUUUAUGCACUUAUUUUCGUCUUAUUAUUAAAUCAUCUGUCGUUUUUAAAGAACAUUUAUAGAGAAUAUGGAUUGAGAAACGGCCUCUUCAGAUGAACUUUUAUGUCUGAUCUGGAUGAUUAUUAUCAGACACACAUAUCAAAGACUGUCUGACUCUACGUCUGAUGUCAAUCUGCUGACCUGUGCCAGUUAUAGGAAAAUAAUACACUUUUGCAACUUUAACAUGUUAUUUAGAGUAUGAUUAUUAUAAUAGCUUAUGAAGAUGAUGUAGCUGAUCAGAUUUUUUGUAUCUUUUAUACUUGGUCGCCUUCAGCCAAUAAAAAAGAUUUUGAAAUCUUUUA
Paramisgurnus dabryanus is the source of this 3200-nucleotide messenger RNA. It is a transcript of the gene gpr37l1a, whose product is annotated as G protein-coupled receptor 37 like 1a. The record is from RefSeq and is a predicted model, not a curated record. Lineage: Eukaryota; Metazoa; Chordata; Actinopteri; Cypriniformes; Cobitidae. Gene Ontology annotation, cellular component: signaling receptor complex; plasma membrane. Gene Ontology annotation, molecular function: G protein-coupled peptide receptor activity. Gene Ontology annotation, biological process: adenylate cyclase-inhibiting G protein-coupled receptor signaling pathway; positive regulation of MAPK cascade.